CAAUUGGCAGCGGCGGGGCAGCCGCGCCCCCUCCCCGCCUUAUAGCCGGGUCCUGACAUCAGUCCCGUCUCUCUCUGUGUGUGUGUGUGUCUCGCUCGCUGCAGCCCGGCUUUGCGGAGCGCGGGGAGCCCAGCCAGCUAAGCCCGUCCAUCCGUCGAGCCCGGCUCUUCUUCUUCUUCCUCCGCAGCAGCAGCAGCAGCAGCAUCCGAACAAAGGAGCCGUCGGGGAGAGAAGGGAAGAAGGAAGAAAAGGGAGAAAAGAAGGAAGGAAGACAAGAAAGAAAGAAGGAAGGAGGACAGAAGAAAGAAAGAAGGAAGGAAAGAAGGAAAGAAGGAAAGAAAGAAGGAAGGGAAGGAAGGAAGGAAAGAAAGAAAGGAAGGAGCCCAGCCAGCCGCCCACCUCCUCCGUCCAUCCCCGCCUCGCCAUGACGGCCAACGGGACCCCGUCGUCGCCGUCGUCGGACUCGCUGCCCAUCCAAUUCGGGCUGAUCAACUGCGGCAACCGGUACCUGACGGCCGAGGCCUUCGGCUUCAAGCUCAACGCUUCGGCGCCCAGCCUGAAGAAGAAGCAGAUCUGGACGCUGGAGCAGAACGGCGAAGAUUCCAGCGUGGUCUUCCUGCGGAGCCACCUGGGCCGCUACCUGGCGGCCGACAAGGACGGCCAGGUGAGCUGCGAGAGCGAGGCGCCCUCGGCCGACUGCCGCUUCCUCAUCCUGGCCCACGACGACGGGCGCUGGUCGCUGCAAUCCGAGCCCCACCGCCGCUUCUUCGGGGGCACCGAGGACCGGCUCUCCUGCUUCGCCCAGGCCGUCUCGGGGGCCGAGAAGUGGCGGGUCCACCUGGCUCUCCACCCGCAGCUCCAUCUCUACAGCCUCAGCCGCAAGCGCUACGCCCAGCUGGGCGCCGGGGCCGAGGAGCUGGCCGUGGCCCGCGACGUGCCCUGGGGCGUGGACGCUCUCAUCACCCUCCUCUUCCACGAGGGUCGCUACCGGCUCCAGACCCGCGACCACCGCCUCCUGCGCCACGACGGCCAGCUAGUCGAACGCCCCGAGCCGGCCGUCGAGUUCACGCUGGAGUUCCGCGCCGGCAAAGUGGCCUUCCGCGACUGCCAGGGUCGCUACCUGGCCCCCUCCGGCCCCAGCGGGACCCUCAAGGCCGGCAAAGCCACCAAGGUGGGCAAGGACGAGCUCUUCCUGCUGGAGCAGAGCUGCCCACAGGUGGUCCUGCGCGCCGCCAACGACCGGAACGUCUCCACCCGGCAAGGGAUCGAUCUCUCAGCCAACCAGGAUGAAGAGGGUGACCAAGAAACCUUCCAGAUGGAAGUCAACAAAGAGACCAAGAAAUGCACCUUCAGGACUUGUACUGGGAAAUACUGGACUCUGACCUCCAACGGUGGAGUGCAAUCCACUGCCUCGACUAAGAAUGCCAACUGUUACUUUGACAUUGAGUGGUGUGACCGGCGUAUCACUCUGAAAGCUGCCAACGGCAAAUACGUCACUGCCAAGAAGAACGGGCAACUUGCUGCUACGGUCGAAACAGCCAGUGAGACAGAGCAGUUCCUCAUGAAGCUGAUUAACCGGCCCAUCAUUGUUUUCCGUGGAGAACAUGGCUUCAUCGGCUGUCGGAAGAUGACGGGCACCUUAGAUUGCAAUCGAUCUUCUUACGAUAUCUUUCAGCUGGAGUUUAACGAUGGUGCCUACAAUAUCAAAGAUUCCACUGGGAAAUACUGGAUGGUGGGAAACGAGGCGUCCAUCACCAGCAGCAGCGAUUCUCCCGUGGAUUUCUUCUUCGAGUUCUGCGACUUUAACAAGGUGGCCAUCAAAGUCAACAACAAAUACCUGAAGGGCGACCACGCUGGGGUCCUCAAAGCCUCUGCCGACGCCAUUGAGCCCUCCACCCUCUGGGAGUAUUAAACGCACUUUAGUCUCCUUCCCUUCACUCUACGCUUCCUCUCUUCCCCCACUUCCUUUUUUUUUUUUUUUUCAGUUGCCAGAAAUUCCUGCAGGAAUUUCCUUUCGGUAUGUUCUGGUGUGUCUUUCUCAAAAGAGAGGGAUUCUAUCUUUCAGACCGGCCUGCUGCCUUUGGUCUGCCAUGUUGUUGUUGUUGUUGUUGUUUUAAGUUGGUUUCCCCACCCCCGCCCUUUGUUAUAUGAGUUCAUUUAAAACUGGAAGGAAAAAAAAAAGUGUUUUGUCUGCAGAAAAUGUCCUGCUCUCAUCUUACGGAAUUUUUGUAGGAAGGGGAGGGAGGGGAGGAAGAAGGGAAAAAUUGGGUAGGGGAUGAACGAAUCUCUCCUUUGGCCUCUGCUGAAUUGAAAUCGAUUCAAUUCUGGAACUGAAAAGGAAUCUUAUUUCUCAAUCAUUGGAAUCGGAAAACGUGGCCCACCCUCCCCCUCCCCAUCUGUGAGGUCUCCUCCUGAGAAGGAGCCGGGUCUUCAGGAAGAGCCAGCAUUGAGCUCAGCAAGGGCCCACUUUGGAAAACCUUGGAGGGUUUUGUGUCUUCAAGGACUCCGCCCUCUAUCCCAGUGUUAGGUGGGCAUCCGUAAUCCUUGUUCCAACUGGGCCUUUCCAGUUCGAGUUGGGACAUCUUCUGGUAGUAGGACCGAAGAGUUCUCGUUCUUGGCUUUUUAAGUUGCUCGUCCCCCAUUCUCUGGCGAAGAUAAAGAAGAAGUAGCUGAGGAUAGUUCCAUGGGAUGAGAGAAGGAGGGGCAGGGGAAAGAGUCAGGAUGUGAAACUAAGGUGAGCUACCGAAGCAGGACAGAAGGUCCGUUUUUACGCUCACUGACCAAACAAGCUGCUUUUUCUGAAUGGAAUUGUAACUGCACCCCUCCGUGGGUUCAUCUCAUCCUCAAAGAGCCAAGCGAAUUCCUUGUUUCUUCCACCCUUGUAUACCCUUAAAAAUCAUCUCUAAAAUAUCUCCCCGAUACAUACCGAGAAGCCAUUGAUGUUGCCUUAUGAUUCCUUUCCCUUUCUCCCCGGAAGGUCCAACCGUUACUGAAUUUCCCUUUUUUUCCUCUUUUAUUACCUUCUCAUCAUUUGGGGGCGUCUCUUAGCAUUUCGUUAGAGCAGGCCAGGACUACCUUGAAGCCGUUGCUUACGGAUUGGAUGCAUCAGAUAAAAAGGCGUUGAGUUGCACGUUAAUAUGUCCGUGUGUCUUUUCCUUCCCCUGCCUUUUGCUUUGGCUGGGGAGAACCAUCUCGACAUCUCCUUGUUUCUCUUCACCCGUUCAUCCAUGAUGGAGGGCCGCCAGCGGCUGAUAACAACUGACUUGGAGAGAGGUCUCCAGUUGAACAGGAACUUAAGUCAUGACACAGAUCAGUCCGCAGGAGACCUGUGGCUCUCCCUUGGUUUUUUCCUCCUAAGUAUUUCCCACUUUGUAGAUUUGGGAGGGUGGGGAGAAAGAUAUGGAAGACGAGAUGGAGGGGAAGGUUAGAAGAGAAGGAGGUCAAGCAGAGGUGAAGCCAUGGGGGAAUCCUCCAUCGCCAAUUGUCUGUGUUCCUUAAACUAGCAUCAUUUGCACAAUACAUCUCCCACUACAUCGUUCUACCUGUUGACCUGAACUGGAAUUUGUCGUCUUUCUCAUCUCGCCGCCCCUUCCCUCAAAAUUGUAAACUGUUUUUUGAGUCAACGUAGCCAUUUCUGGGCUUCUGCAUCUCAGAAGCUUCCCAAAAAUCUCAUCUCAUCUUUUCUCUCGAUAAGCUAGGUGAGGGCAUCUCCUUAAGAUGGUACCCAAGCAUCAUCUCGUGACCCACCGGGCCCGCUUCUGUGAUCCCACACUUUGCCUCGCAGAACCCCAAAACGUGGAAAGUUGAACAGGAAUGGUCUUCUCUUGACUCUUUAGAUCAGCCUGCCCUCCGAGCCAACCUAACUUAGCCCCUCUGCUAGGUUCGCUGUUCGGCACGGACAACUUCAAUCUUUGCCACAUGUUGCUUAACGCUUUGGGAGUUUCAAGAGAGUCUUCUGCGCACGCACAUUUUGCGUGGGUUUAUUUGAUUAUUUUUUGGUUGUUGUCCGAUGUGAUGCCUUCUUGGGGUUUUAAUCUCUGUUUCCUCUUAGGCCAAGUAGACCCCAGAUUUACCCUGAAGUCUGCGGGGGACUUCGCUUGAAAUGGUGCUCUCUCUUUCUAUGAAAAAUCCAUGAAAAUUUGUAAGAUCCAGAUAUGUAUUUCCUAAACGCGUUCACCUUGCAGGGAGCCGGGGUUGGCCAAAUUUGCAAAGGGGUUGGUGGGUUUUUGAUGAACCGAGGGAGGGGAAAAAAAAAAAGCAAGGACACAUCCUAAGCCUUAAAAACGCAUCCAACCCUCUGCCAUCCAUAAGGUGACUUCAAUAGGAAUUGGUGCUCUUUAAUUUUAUAGCAAUGGAUAAUAUUUGCCUUAUGCGUAAAAAGAGGGUUUGAGCUGGAGUUUGCCUGGGAAUCUUAACUGGACUGCGCUGAAGUUCUGGAAACUGUAAAAACAAAAACAAAAAAAACACCUUAGCUUGUGAAAGAAUUUGGGGAGCAGAGAUGGCUACCCAGUUGGCCUCCGGAGUUUGUCCUGUGUCUCUUGCCCACCUUGGUGGGACUUGGAUCAUGUACACCUCACUGCCUUUUCCACCCCUGUAACAGUUUUUAAGUCAAGAAUCCUUGCCUUCUAUUUCCUUGACUAUUGUGGCUAUGAAAAGCAUCUCAUAUCCUGAUAUGUUUAGUUAAUUUUUCCCCCCUCUCUUUUCAAAACCACUUUUUGUAAGUGCCAUUUGUAUAAGAAGCAUCAAAUGGAGAAGAGAAUUGACAAAAUAAUAAAUAAAAAAACCUGCAUACAGAUAUAAAA
Molecule: messenger RNA, 4802 nt
Organism: Ahaetulla prasina
Lineage: Eukaryota; Metazoa; Chordata; Lepidosauria; Squamata; Colubridae
Gene: FSCN1
Product: fascin actin-bundling protein 1
Exons: 5
Coding region: 425-1912 (495 amino acids)
Biological process (GO): cell migration; actin filament bundle assembly; establishment or maintenance of cell polarity
Cellular component (GO): actin cytoskeleton; cytoplasm
Molecular function (GO): protein-macromolecule adaptor activity; actin filament binding
Source: RefSeq, a predicted model, not a curated record